UGUUUUUUUUCUCUGUGACGGAUCAAGUCUAUUACUGUGGUAAAGUUGAUCGGUCACCAAACUUAGAGAUCUCAAAUUGUUUAGAUUCGUAAUAUCUGUUCACCAUGCAGUGAAGUCUGACCGGUGGGAAUAUCAAUAAAGUCGCGAACCGUACCAUAGUCGGAGACUAUUCUCCGCGCUACAGGAAAUAGGUCGUUAACAAAGAUUUUGGUAGUAAGUUUUCAGUCCGAUGCAAGCAUAUAUUAUCAGUUGUAAGCGGUUUGCUUAUUGUUUUAAAUGAUUUCUUGCAAUAUUGUAGAAGGUGUAAAAGCUUUUCGUGGUCACCAGAGCCCUUCCUUAGUAAUUAGAUUUGAGUUACGCUUCUUACCAGGCCACAACUUUUCCAUUGUGAUAGCAGUUUUAGGAGGUAUCAACGCCUAACAACUGAAUUUCUGGAUUGAGCGACCAAAAAAGACUUGAAACCACCUGAAAAGGGAUGUCUGCAGAUUCAUCAAAAUCAUCGAACCCUGGAUUAAAGGCUCAUUUGGCUGUGGGGCUAAUCCGCAUGCUUAGCUUUGCAUAUGAUAUUGUUACACUACCUGUCUACACUAUAAUACAGCGACCCUGGAGGCAGAGUUUCGCAAGAUCAACUUUAUACGCCGCCCCAUUGAAGCCGGGUGACCCACAAUCGCCUUGGGCACCAGUCACUGUACCCGACUAUGAAAUCUUCAAGGGAAUCACGACAGUUGAUCAACUAAUUCGGCGAGCUAUUGCAUUAUACGGCGAUAAAGAGUGCCUCGGAACACGUUGGGUAUUGGCUGAAGAGAAUGAGGUUCAACCUAAUGGGAAAGUCUUCAAAAAACUUCGCCUUGCCAGUGAUUACAAAUUUAUCACAUACAAACAGUUUGAUGAACUACUUGAUCUCACCGGAAGGGGUUUUCUUGCUCUAGGCGUCCGGCCUCGUCAAAACGUGGCAAUUUUUGCAGACACUAGAAUCGAGUGGAUGAUAACAGCGCAAGCUCUUCUGAGACUAAACGUAACUGUUGUUACGAUCUAUACUACACUUGGGGAAGAUGGAAUUGUACAUGGAAUCAACCAGACUGAAUCAACUCAUAUUGUCACUUCCCAAGAGCUUUUACCGAAGGUUGUGAAAGCUCUCCCAAAGAUGCAGUCUAUUACACAUAUUAUCUACAUAGAAAAUCAUGUUGCAAAGAAUGGACCAGAACGAGUGCAGGCCAUCAACCUUGUCAGCUGGACGCAGCUUCAGGAUGCUGGCAAGAAUGCUGAUCCCGAACUUAAGGGCGAGGCUCCAACUUCAGAGGAUACGGCCAUCUUGAUGUAUACUUCCGGUUCAACAGGAAUUCCAAAAGGGGUAAUGAUCUCCCAUAAAAAUAUUGUUGCGUCGGCUAAAGGAAUGGCGCCCGUAUUAGCGUCCUCAGGUCAGGAUAUCAGCAACGAAAGAUACAUCGCAUAUCUGCCUCUAGCGCACGUUCUUGAAUUGGCUGCUGAGUCGCUUGCGCUUUCCCUCGGCAUCUGUAUCGGCUAUUCUUCACCUUUAACUUUAACUGACCGAAGCACAGCUAUUAAGGAAGGUGAACGUGGUGACGCAUCCCUUUUUCGUCCGACCUACCUCAUAGGUGUUCCUUUGAUUUUAGAUCGGAUCAAAAAAGGGAUAGUGGAGGGCGCGCGAACCCGUGGAGCCUUCGCUGGUGUAUUCUUCGACUGGGCGAUCGCUUACAAGAUAGCUUGGCAAAAAUGGGAUUAUGAUACACCCCUCCUUAAUCGACUCAUUUUCAAGAAGCUUGGCAGUAUCUUGGGUGGCCGGGUUCGCACUAUCGUUACAGGAUCCGCACCGCUCUCGGAAGAGACGCACAGCUUCAUUCAGGCUGCUUUUUGUUGUACCGUCAUUCAAGGCUAUGGACUUACAGAGACAGCAGCGGCUGCUACCGCUAUGCUGAAAACGGACGUAUCAAAGGGCCGUGUGGGACCUCCUUUAAGUGGGUGCAUGAUUAAGCUCGUGGACUGGGAAGAAGCUGGAUAUUAUGUCACUGACAAACCAUAUCCCCGAGGUGAAAUUGUCGUCGGAGGUGAAUGUGUAACGAAAGGUUACUAUAAGAACGAGGAAUUGACCCGGGAAGUGUUUUGUCAUGAAGGGGGAACGCGUUGGUUUUACACAGGAGACAUUGGCGAGAUCUAUCCCAACGGCACUCUCAAAAUUAUCGACAGAAAGAAAGAUCUCAUAAAACUUCAGUUUGGCGAGUACGUCUCUUUAGGAAAGGUCGAAAUGGAAUUAAAAGUUCUUCCCUUUGUGGAUAACGUGUGUGUUGUCGGCAGUUCAUUUCAUACGUACCUCAUCGCGUUGGUGUGCCCAAAUGCUCAGGCUCUGGCCAAAAUUGCUAGCCACUUAGGGAAAACAUCGCUAACACAUGAACAGAUAUGUUGGGACCCUGCAGUACUGGAAUACGUAACGAAGGUUAUCGCAGACCAUGGUAAAAAGGUCGGCCUACACAAAAUGGAAAUCCCGACAAAGGUAAAACUGUGCGUAGAGGAAUGGCUUCCGGAGUCCGGCUUAGUGACUGCUGCGCUAAAGAUCCGUCGGAAACAAAUCCAGCAAUUUUACCAAGCAGAUAUCGAUGCACUCUACGCUACUACUCUAGGAAAAAGAGCUUAAAUUAAUUGAGCCAUACUAGUAGAUGUGAGAAUCUUUAAGAUCUGCUCGAGGUCAAGUAGGUCAUGGAUAAAGUAAGCCGGUAUAUGGCUGCAAGCACUGAUGUCAUGUCAAACGUAGAUCAUCUAAUAUUUGCGUAGCCAACGCUGUCGUAACGACAGUACCUGUACCUUUCUGGCACUAACGACCCAUGCCAUACUGAGUGAAGAAACCUUUGAUUGAAAUCAAAUCAAAAUUAAUACACCUUGAAGCGGCUCCCCUCUACAAUAAAGGCUCGAGGCUCAAAAUGUAUAUAAUCUAUGUAAUAUAGUGCUUGUACACAGCUUCACAGAAAGGACCAUCCGUAGUUAAUUUUGUGGAAUUAAUAACAUUAGAAUGGGUGCGGUUUUAAUUGAUAAAUGCACGGACUUACCAUGAUAUUGGGUUGUCGAAAAAGUAUUGAACGUUUUUUUACCUAGAUGGCUUCAAAGUCACUUAUUGCAAAUAAUAUGGGUUGUCACGAUCCUUUGAAAAAUGAAAUUCGGCGGUAGCAGAUGUGUUUUUGUUGAAAUGCGUUUAGACUUAAAAUAGAGCGCCUCGAAGACGGGUGGAAUUUUUACAAAAAUUACAUUUAUUACAAUAUGAAGAAAAAUACGGUCCAGGACCAUGGAAAAAUAUCCGCUGUUUCUGGGUAAGAUGCAUCAUGAGAAGAAACGAUCCAAAAAUGGUUCUGUAGCUUCCGUUUUGGAAGAUCUGAUGUCAAAGGUGGUCUCCGUAGUGGUCAACCAAUUACGGGGUAAGUUGAUGAAAUAUUGCGAAAGUUGAGUGAAAUCAACACGUGAGUAGCCAUGAGAAUCAAUAAAUAGUUUUAAACAGUUUGGGGAAAGCUGACUAGAAAAAAAAAGUGCAGUGUUUUAAUGGCACAGAGAUUGAUGCAAAAUAAUUCACUUAAUUUUAUGCGCAUCUGCGAAAGUUUACAGAAAGGCAACAAAAUCUAAAGCUGUGAUCACAAGUGAUAAAUCAUAGUAACCUUGACCAUGAACAGCACAAGCUUUUCUAUGGAUCUGGGCUGAAUUUGUCCUUGUGUAAUAAAAUUGUAAAGCACAGCGACUUUUUGCAAAAGUUCAAUCGUCCUCAAGGUGCUCUACCUUAAAUCAAGGCAUUCUAAUAAUGCUAACACAUGGAGUAUAGCUAAACCCUAGUAUUCAAAGAACACUCACGCGACUAAUAUUACUUGAGAUUUUGGAGCCAUUUAAAGAGAAAACGGUCGAUACCUCUUCAACAACUUAUACAUAUAUGUAGUAUGUUAUAGAUAGGACUUGGAGGGUAUAGGGCCAAUAAAUAUAAAUUAUUUGAUAUAACUUUGGCCAUUCUUUUAUGCCCAUAGCUUUGCAAUAUACUUGCAGGUGGGCUUAGAAGUAUUUUAAAGAUAAAGUGCGACUUCGAUGCAUCCGGAUUAGAACUCUAAGGAUACAAAUUUAUUUAUUUUAGUAAAAUGGAGAAACCGUGCGUUAGCUGAUGUUUGACACGUAUAUCAAAUAUUAACAAAGUACUUCAAAGGAGCAGCAUCGAAUGAAAAAUGCUGGCUUGUACAUUUGGCUGCUUAUGGUCUUUUACAAUAAAAACUACGUUACAGAACAGAAAGUACGCCUAUAUAACGUAUUAAAGCCAAAUGUUGCUUGUUAGAAAAAGUUUAAAACUAGUGUGAUUGAAAGUAUGCAAGUAUAUGAUAAUGUUACAAGGCGCUUAAAGCGAUGAAUCUUUGAUACUAUAUCACGAAUUCCGGGUUCCAGUUACUAAAUUCAUUUGGACAAUGUGUAACCCGUAAAUGCGUGUUCAAGAAAAUGAAUAACUGAUAGAGCUGUUGUGUUUCGCUAUGCUCUGCUAUAAACCUUAGACAGCUAAUUGAAUGCAUACAAGAUUUGGGGGUUUUACAAAUGCGCUUAAUAAUAUAUGACAAUGUCGACUGAAAUUUAAGAUUUCAUCACACUUACAAUCUGCAAGUAAAAAUGUUGUUGUGGAUGGCGGUAAUAAUAAGUUAGGCUAGCAUACAGCAGGGAUGGCGACGUGGAUCAGAGUAAUUAUCAGUAAGGCCUUAUAAUCGAAACGGAUUUUCUACAACUAUUGGUUAACGACUGUGCCCUUUUUGGGUUGGUUCUUAGUUGAAGUAUAACUGAAACUGUUAUUCCUAAGAUAAGUUUAUCUUAGGAAUAACAGUUUCAGUUAUACUUCUUAGUUCAACUUCUUAGUUCAUUGCAUGAAGCAUAAAAUUACUAGUUAGUAGUAUUAUGUAUUGUUCUUUACAAGGGUAUCCCGUUUGUUUGGGACACGGAAUGUUCAAGAUCAAAGUUCAUCGUAAACAUUCCUCAUUGGCAAUAUGAGCAUUACAAGUUUGGACUACUUGGACUAUAAUCCACAUAAAUAGCUUUCGCAAAACUUAUACAUCCUAUGCGACAAGCUCAAAACUUACAAAAUCAACUACAGUUUACAAUUUAGAUAGAAAGGUGGCAUGAAACGGUCUGAUGGGAAAGUAUACGCACAUGACGGACGCCCUUGAACAAUAUAUGCAUUGCGAUAUUUAACUAAUUUGCGUGUUUUUUUUUAAUAAACUUAAAAUACGCUGGCUAAGAGAUAUGCUUUCUUAUGUUCGACUUGGUAAUGUAGUGAUAAAAGCAAGUUCCUCCAGCAUUAAUGAAGAUUAUUAAAAAAUUAAUUUUCUAACAGUAAAAUUUCUAAGUUAGAUGGACGUAAUGAAAUAUCUAAUGAUUAUACCUAAUGAUUCUUUAAGUCUAUAGAACACCAAACAUAUAAAACAAUAAAAAGCAACUCACAUUUUAAAAAUAAAAAGUAUGUUUCGAGCAAACCGCUAUUUGCGAGACUGGAGUGUGGUCGAGACUGAAGAAUAAGGCCUACCGUGGUUUAUCUACGUAUCAAACAAACUAAGUUUUCAUUAUAAGCAGAGCCUCAACGAAGCGACGAAUUUUCUGAGAGUUAACUAUUCUUCCGAAUAUAUUAUUUGUAGGUAGUUGUUUUGCAGAAGUAAUCUACUGUCGACUUAGACUGUUUUCGACUAUGUCACUGGAAAUGUAGACUUUCUUGUAAUUAUUACAUUGUUGUCAUGGCCGCCUUUGUGUGUGCGGCAGCAUAUCUUGUCAGGCAUGCCACACUUGUUCACGUAUGGUUUUCGCAUGGUUUACCUAUGAUUUUUGCAAGAAUAUAUUUGUGGAAGCGAUCUGGUGCAUUGAAAAGAAAUAAUGAUGAAUUACCUUGAAAAGUAAUUAUGAGACUAUCAUCAAUUUAAUUAUGUAGCAAUGACUAUACGCAUUG
Molecule: messenger RNA, 5953 nt
Organism: Varroa destructor (honeybee mite)
Lineage: Eukaryota; Metazoa; Arthropoda; Arachnida; Mesostigmata; Varroidae
Product: long-chain-fatty-acid--CoA ligase 4-like
Biological process (GO): long-chain fatty-acyl-CoA metabolic process; neuron differentiation; long-chain fatty acid metabolic process
Cellular component (GO): plasma membrane; lipid droplet; endoplasmic reticulum
Molecular function (GO): palmitoyl-CoA ligase activity
Source: RefSeq, a predicted model, not a curated record